Molecule: messenger RNA, 1525 nt
Organism: Exaiptasia diaphana
Lineage: Eukaryota; Metazoa; Cnidaria; Anthozoa; Actiniaria; Aiptasiidae
Product: gamma-sarcoglycan
Exons: 6
Coding region: 155-988 (277 amino acids)
Biological process (GO): cardiac muscle tissue development; heart contraction
Cellular component (GO): sarcoglycan complex; sarcolemma
Source: RefSeq, a predicted model, not a curated record
UUGUUUACAGUUGGAUGGCUUGAAUGUUUGACAGGCCGAGUCGAGUGAAUGCAGUUUGGCCACUUUAAUUGUAGAAGACUAAGUUCUUCUACGUUGCAAUCGUAAAUACAUCGUACCUGUCAAAUAGCUACUUUCUUGAGUCUCCUGACACAUCAUGGCAAGAGACCAGCGGCAAGUAUCUGAAGUAGACUGGGCCAAUCUCCAAGAUCCCACUAAAGUUGUUUAUACUAUUGGUAUUUACGGGUGGAGAAAAAGAUGCCUUUAUUUCUUAAUUCUUCUUAUCAUGAUACUAGCUGUWAUUAACUUGUCACUAACUAUAUGGAUCAUGGAGGUGAUGAGCUUUAACACAGAUGGCAUGGGAAAACUAAGGAUAACAAAUGAUGGAAUACGACUUUACGGACAUGCAGAAUUUGUGGAGUCUUUACAUGCCAAAGAAAUCAGAUCAAGUCAUAACAAGCCACUUGUUGUGCAGUCCACAAAAUCGCUCACUGUAAAUGCAAGAGAUGGCAAUGGAAAUAUUACUGGUCAAGUUUACUUAGGUGGAGAUCAAGUUGUAGCAAAAAACAAAUAUCUGUGGAUCAAGACUGAUCAGGACAAGAAGAUUAUGUAUGCUGACAAGGAUAAAAUAGAAUUCCACUCAGACAAACUGCAGUUUUCAAGUCCUUAUGGAGCACAUUUUACUGGUUCAAUCGAAACUAAGAAAGUAAUGUCCCCACCAAGAGAACAACUCAAAUUAGAGUCCCUAACACAAGCUCUGCACAUGAAUGCACCUGAUGGAAUUGCCAUGAAGACAACUGCUGGUGGGAUGACAAUGCAGAGUUUGACUGACAUCGAAAUGAAAUCUAAUGAAAAGAUUACUCUAGAUGCCAAAUCAGUGUUUAUGAAGAUUGGUGAUUCGGGAARCAGCAAGACAUGUACUGUUUGUGUGGAUAAAAACGACAAACUAUUCCUAGGUGCCCCUGACGAUUGCUCUAAAACGUGCCUUUAAGAAACGUGCCUUUAAGCAAAGCUUAAUGUAUGGAAUAGUGAAAAAUUGCCAGUUUGUAUAAUACAARCCAUGCAAUUUUACAAUCAUUAUUUCCUUUGCUGGAACAAGCCGGCUAAUGAUGAGCUCGGAAAAAAUACCCGGAUUAGGAAUCAGCUGACUUUGGCGAUAAUGUCUACUAAUUUCUUACAUCUUUUUAAAAGACCCCAGUCUCAACGGACAAUCCACCCCAUCUGUUAAUUGUAUGCAUAUCGUGUUUUUGGAAUGGAUGGUUUUACUAGUAUAUGACUAUCAGUCGUCGGAUACCGUUUCAUAAGCUAGAUAAAAAGGACUGCAAAGGCAUCUUAACAAAACUUAAACAGAUACACAGACAUAUGAUGGACAAUGAAUAUUUAUUAGCUUCAGAAUACAGCACAGCACUACGAUCAAACAAUGUACGUUAUUAAGAUAGAUAUCGUACUCUUUUGAUAAUAAUAGAUAAAAAUAAAGAAUACAUUUCCUAAUUAUUAUGUAUUUGUUCAAUAAAAUUGUCUUUUAUGA